Molecule: messenger RNA, 1299 nt
Organism: Suillus clintonianus
Lineage: Eukaryota; Fungi; Basidiomycota; Agaricomycetes; Boletales; Suillaceae
Exons: 3
Coding region: 1-1299 (432 amino acids)
Source: RefSeq, a predicted model, not a curated record
AUGUUAGUUGAUGUCUCAGAGCCGAAGACCGCAACAAAACAGGGCAAGACCAAGGUCAAGGCCGAGACCAAGGCCAAGGUCGAGGUCGAGGUCGAGACCGAUGUUGUAGCCACGGAAAAUAGUCGUGCAAAGAUCAAGAAAGGAAAGGGGAAAAAUGAGGACUUACCCAACGGAGUCCUCGAGAAUGGAUUAUGGCGCACGAGGUUCCUUCCCUGUCUGAUGUUUUGGAUCGGUAACAGCGACUUUGGGUGGACUGUACCAGAAACUGAACCCGAGUCUGUUCUUGAGCAAAUAUAUUACGCGGUGUACCCACACAGGCUCGGAGGGUGCGAUUUUGAUUCUUCACUUGUAACGGCCACUGAUUCACUUACUCAACAGGUCAGCCAAAGGAUCCACGAGUGGCGGGCUUCAUUCGGUUCAACAGCCAACACUGUUUUGAUAGCGUUUUUCGUUUCGACACCCGAGUAUAAGACUCAGGAAGCCCGCGAUGAAUACGCCGAGGAACAACUCGAAGAAUGCCGCUUUGUGUAUGAAGAUCCUGAGAACGAAGAGCAACCGGGUGCGUUCUUGUCAGAGUACAUAUUGCGCAUUUUUGCUUCCCACCUCACUGCGAUCACCGGGCAAGUGAGGGUGGAUUCAUUGGUUGAAUUUGGCAAGCCUGGGUAUCAGACUGCGCUGGCGCUAUCAGCAGUGGCAGCCGAGCGCGCUCUCGUCUUGGUUAAAAGCCACUUACUGGUUGAAAGCAAUCCCUCUGACAACAGCGGCAAAAACCACAAGAUUAUCCAGACACUCAACGAGGCGACGAAUAAGAUGAGUCAUACCGGAACAGCAUUUUCGUCUGGAAAUUGGGAGACGGACACCAUGGCGUACAUGGAUAGUAUCAAGGAUCUGCCUUACGAACGUAUCCAGGAGAUUCUCGCUCGGGCAGAAGAAUACAUGAAGCACGCGCGUAAUAACAAUCGCCGUGGCACAACCACAACAGAUGAACCUUAUGGUUCCAGCGCUUCAAUCACUCCAGUCAACAAACGCUCCCGCCUUCAUAUCUGUAAUAUUUACUUUUUUCUCAUUGUUUCAACCGCUGAUUUUAUUCAUUCAACAGGAGGACACAUCGUUUUGCAAUAUCAUCAUUCCCUGCUCUUUCGACCUCCGCAGCUGUGCCCCACUGCUCGCAUAUACCCUUUUUUUGAGCCCGCUCUAUUUGCUAUCGAAUACGGACGCUAUAAACCACUCUCCUUUAGUUUUCGAAUCUGCUUAUUUCUCCUUAGUUUAGGCUCCUGGGCUGAUCUUUGUGCUGCUUAA